Paramacrobiotus metropolitanus is the source of this 1718-nucleotide messenger RNA. Its product is annotated as adenylate kinase 8-like. The record is from RefSeq and is a predicted model, not a curated record. NCBI's taxonomy places the organism in Eukaryota, Metazoa, Tardigrada, Eutardigrada, Parachela, Macrobiotidae. Gene Ontology annotation, cellular component: cytoplasm. Gene Ontology annotation, molecular function: AMP kinase activity; ATP binding; nucleoside diphosphate kinase activity. Gene Ontology annotation, biological process: nucleoside triphosphate biosynthetic process.
ACUUUAAAUAUGCACAUGCAGAUAGUGUGCGCAGCACACUGUUUUGUAAGUCUUUUUCGCUACAAGUAAAAUUUUCACUUUUCAAUUCGGUUUUAAAAAUCUGGUCAUUCCAAUAUUUUUAUUUGCGAGAGAUCAAUCAAAAUGGAAACAACACGGUUCAGUGAAAAGAACUCGUUUCCGCAGUCAGGAGCUUUCUAUGCUGAAGACAAAGAUAUUUUCGGGGUUUUAAUGAAAGCUUUGCAGGAGCUUGUAAUUACUCGACCGGAAAAUCCAGUGCAGGGAUUGAUAAGAUACUUUAUGCGAAAUAUUCGACAAGUGAAAAUCGCCAUCAUCGGCCCACCGUUGAGUGGUCGACAUACGCUGGCUACGCAAUUAGCCGAAGUCUUCGACGUUCCGUUGUUGGACUACGAUCGCCUCUACGAAACAGUGGAUCCACAACUGCAGAUGGCUGUCACACCGUUUCACGAGAAGUGCGAACCCUUACCACCGGAAAUGGCUUAUUCUUUAAUUCGACAGAAAAUAUUCAGCGAUGAUUGUAUUGCGAAAGGAUGGAUUUUGUGCGGCUUUCCGGAAACAAGGGCGCAGGACGAUUUAUUUCGCCGGCAAGGAAUCUCUCCUCUGAAAACCAUUAUAUUGCAAACUGAUCCCGCUGUACUUUUGGAGCGAAGGAGGCAUUAUCUGUUUGAUCCGGUUGAUAAACGCCCAUAUCACAGUCAGCUGUACAUGCCGGUGCUGAAAAGCAUUGCAAAGCGUUUGAUUGUACCGCAGAAAUAUACGAAAGGUCAACUUGCAGCACGUAUGCAAGAGUUUGCAUAUGAGUCCAUUCUGAUUUCCAAAAGCUGUUCGACAUUGGCCUACGGCGAUCCGAGUUGUAUCGUGAUCAACGCCGAUCAGUCUAUCGGUGCAGUAUUUAAUGAAGCCCUGCAAUUUUCCUCUCUUCAGUCUAUUCAGCGUCGUCCGUACAUGCAUCGACUGCUUUUUAUUGGGCGUCCUGGAUCUGGGAAAAAAUCCGUAGCUAACUGGCUGGCGCGAACAUUUCGGCUUUACCACGUUUCGUCUGGUUCUUUGGUGAUGCGAGCGGCUGUCGAUUCGGAACAUGACAAUUACAAAGAAAUUAAUGCACUGCUCAACCGGGAGCGGCAAAUUCCCGAUGAUAUGGUUGGAGAAAUGGUCUGCCGCGCUCUGGCCGAGACAGACCUGGUAGGAUUUAUCUUGCGUGGGUUUCCACAGAACCGUGUCCAAGCCGAACUUCUGGAUCGCUGCGGAUUCCGCCCUUCGCGAGUGCUUUUCUUUGACUGUCCGUCGGAAAUUGCUCAACAGCGUUUGCUGCGUCGUGCGAACGACCUUUUCGACAAAGCAACACAACUAACGGACCUAUACGACACACAGCGCACAAGCGUUCUCUUACCAUCAUCUGACCGGAAAUGGGGAGUUAAAGAUGUCGAAGCACAAGCCGGCAUCAUUAGAUCUCAAGAUAAGCUGUAUGAGAAUUACGAAAAUGAUUUGCGGACAUAUUAUCAGGAUAUUUCAUUAGCAAUUGAUGCAACACUUAGUCUCAAGGAAAUGUUCGAAAAGGUGAGAUGUGCGCUAGUGCAUCCCAUGCCGUUAAAAACAAAGAAAGCGCUUACUCCUGUUCGAACAGCACCAUUCCAAAGUAAUUGAGUACAUGUAAGUCUUCAAAAUGUUGAUAAUAACUGAUAAUAAAUGACUGACGUGGU